AUGGAGACGUCUGACGUGCCCCCAGAGGUCAAAGUGAGAACCAGGCACGCGCUCAUCAGAGCCGAGCGUCUCAUGACGCCCCGCACCCGGCGGCGCUCACGCCCCGAUCUCAGCCUGCGGGGAGAUUACAACAUCGCAGGUCUCUUCCCCCUGUAUAACACGCAGGAGGGUGACAACAGCCUCCCUGUGCUCGGACACUGCAACGAGGGCACAAUUAACAAACACGGCUACCAUCUGAUGCAAGCCAUGCGGUUCGCUGUGGAAGAAAUAAACAACGGCACAAGAGACAGGCAGCUGCUACCGGGAGUCACGCUGGGUUACCAAGUCUACGAUGUCUGCUCCCUGUCGGCCGACACGCUGGCCACCAUCGAGCUGCUGGCCCAGCGGUACGGGCAGCCCUGCAGCGAUUGCUCCGAGGAGGACCUCAGUGCUGUGGGGGUCAUCGGUCCAGACAGCAGCAGUUUUGCCUUCAUUCCUGCAGCUGUCCUGGGCUCUGAUCUGGUGCCUCAGAUAUCCUACGAGGCUUCAAAUGAAAUGCUGAGCAAUAAGUAUUUGUACCCGGCAUUCUUUCGCACAAUCCCCAGUGACAAAAACCAGGUGAACGCCAUGAUUGAGCUGCUGCGCAGGUUCGAGUGGACGUGGAUAGCUCUUCUCGGGAGUGACAAUGACUACGGUCUGCAAGGCAUGCAAAGCCUGUCUGAGCUAGCACCACACUAUGACAUCUGUAUCGCCUAUCAGGCAGUGAUUCCGGCGUACACGGACGGUACGCGGGCGCAGAUCCAGCAGAUGGUCACAAAGAUCAUCCACACCCGGGUGAACACCAUUGUUGUCUUCUCCAGCAAGCGAAUCGUGAGCGGCUUUUUCCGAAUGGUCAUUGAACAGAAUGUGACGGGUAAAGUGUGGAUCGGGACGGAGGAUUGGUCAGUGGCCACGCUGGUGUCGGGUAUCCCUGGCAUCCGCACCAUCGGGACCGUCCUGGGGACAUCGGUCAAAUACACCCCAUUUUCCGGCUUCCAGGCCUUCGAGGACCUCUCUGGGCUGAUCGCUGAGCAAAAUGCCAACAAGUCUGUGAGUUGGAAUGGCACAUGUGUCCAGAGUGUGACGUGCCUGCAAGACUCUGACCUCAUAACAUUUACCUCUAAAGCCUUCCCACUGGAGAAGUAUGAUAUCACAUCCUCUUUUAAUGUGUACAAGGCUGUCUAUGCCCUGGCCCACUCCCUCCACUCGCUGCUAGACUGUGACUCGGGGGAAUGCAAAACUGUGGAUAUACAACCAUGGCAGCUUCUGCAGAAAUUGAAGCAGGUCAAUUUUUCUAUUGGGGAAACAUUAGUAUAUUUUGACAAGAAUGGGGACCCCCCUACGGGUUAUGACAUAGUCACGUGGGAUUGGAUGGGGGACAGUUGGGCGCUGCGUGUCGUGGGAGCAUACAGUCCGAACCCCACCUACCUGGAGAUUGAUGCUAACGGAGUCCAUUGGAACUCCGCUGGACCAGGUCUGGUCCCCCAGUCCAGGUGCUCACCUGACUGUCCUCCGGGUUACAGGAAGUUACAGACUGGACAGCACAAAUGCUGCUUUGACUGCCAGGCGUGCCCAGCGGCUACUUUCCUCAACAAGAGCGGUGACACCAGCUGCCAGCCCUGCCAGAUCAGCGAGUGGUCCCUGCCAAAGAGCGAGGUGUGUCUCCAAAGGACGGUGGCAUACCUCCCGUGGGACGACCCCUUGGCAGUGGCCCUGCUCGUGAUGCUGGCCCUGACGGAGCUGUUGAUCGUGGGCACCGCCCUGACCUUUCUGCUCCACCUCGGCACGCCGGUGGUGAAGUCGGCGGGCGGGAGGACCUGCCUGGUGAUGCUGACCUCGCUGGCGGCGGCGGCCAGCAGCGGGCUGUGCCACUUCGGCGUGCCCUCCGGCCCCGCCUGCCUGCUGAAGCAGUCCCUCUUCGUCCUCAGCUUCACCGUGUGCCUGGCCUGCGUGGCCGUGCGCUCCUUCCAGCUCGUCUGCAUCUUCAAGUUCUCCAACAAGCUGCCCCGGGCCUACGGCACCUGGGCCAGGAACAACGGGCCUCAGGCGGUUAUCCUGGUCGUGUCCGGGGUGGAGUGCCUCAUCUCCCUGCUCCGCUUGCUCCUGGACCCCCCGCAGCCAUCCCAGGAGUACAGCUUCUACGCAGACAAGGUCAUCUUGGAGUGCAGCAAGACCCUCUCUGCGGGGGCUGUCGUGGAGCUGGGGUACGUGGCCCUGCUCAGCACUCUCUGUUUCUGCCUCAGCUACCUGGGCAAAGACCUGCCGGCCAACUACAGCGAGGCCAAGUGCAUCACCUUCAGCCUCCUCCUCUACAUGAUCUCCUGGAUCAGCUUCUUCACCGUCUACUGUGUCCACAGGGACAAGUACGUCAUGGCCAUGCAGGUGGCAGCCAUACUGGCCAGCGUGCUCGGCAUUCUGGGAGGAUAUUUCAUGCCCAAGGUCUACAUCAUCCUGCUCAGGCCCCAGAUGAACACCACCGGCCAUUUCCAGAACUGCAUUCAGAUGUACACCAUGACCAAGGAAUGA
Megalops cyprinoides (Indo-Pacific tarpon) is the source of this 2544-nucleotide messenger RNA. RefSeq names its product taste receptor type 1 member 1. Gene Ontology annotation, cellular component: membrane. Gene Ontology annotation, biological process: G protein-coupled receptor signaling pathway. The transcript is spliced from 8 exons. Gene Ontology annotation, molecular function: G protein-coupled receptor activity. The record is from RefSeq and is a predicted model, not a curated record. Lineage: Eukaryota; Metazoa; Chordata; Actinopteri; Elopiformes; Megalopidae. Bases 1 to 2544 code for a protein of 847 amino acids.